CCAGGGAGGUCAGCACAGAAGGAGCCAGGAUGUCCCUGUGUGGUGGGAUGAGAUCCACAAGGACGAGGAGAGGCUGGAGUGCAGGGGCUGGGUCCUGGGUCCUGGGUCUUGACUGCCUGGGAUUUCUCUGGUCAUGCCCGGAAGAGCCCGAGGAAUCCACACCCAGGGAUGAGGCCGGAAGAUGGACGCAGCCAGGGCAGGAGAGGCCGUUACUCUGUCCAAGGUGGAGCGCGGCGUGGAGAACCCGGGUCUGGAACUCACGGAAGAAGGCGCAGAUCCCGGGGGAACCCAGAGGACCGCAGUGCCAGAGCCUCAGCAGAGGGGAUCAAGCUCAGGUCCUUGCACUUGCGAGGAGGAAUCUACAGCCUUUCAUUAAGACACGGAGUUUCUGUGCAAGACACGCCGGACUGUUCAAGAAGAUCCUGGUGGGCCUCUUGUGUUUGGCGUACACCGCCUACUUCCUGGCAGCGUGCAUCCUGGAUUUCCACAGGGCGCUGGCCUUGUUUGUCAUCACCUGCUUGGUGGUCUUUGUCCUGGCUCACCACUUCCUGCAAAAGUUCUUCGGUAAAAAACUAAGCAGAUGUCUGAAGCCCUUGAAACACUCUCGCCUGCAAGUCUGGAUGAAGUGGGUGAUCGCAGGUGUCUCACUGGUCGGCCUUGUCCUGUGGCUGGCUCUCGACACGGCACAGAGGCCAGAGCAGCUCAUCUCCUUUGCAGGAAUCUGCAUGUUUCUCCUCAUCCUCUUUGCCUGCUCCAAACACCACAGUGCGGUGUCCUGGAGGACGGUGUUUUGGGGCCUGGGUCUUCAGUUUGUCUUUGGGAUCUUGGUCAUCAGAACUGAACCUGGAUUCAUUGCUUUUCAGUGGCUGGGAGAACAGCUCCAGAUUUUCCUGGACUACACUGUGGCCGGCUCCAGCUUUGUCUUUGGAGAUACGCUGGUCAAAGAAGCCUUUGCUUUUCAGUCCUUACCAAUCAUCAUUUUCUUUGGAUGUGUGAUGUCCAUUCUCUACUACCUGGGCCUCGUGCAGUGGGUAGUUCAGAAGAUCGCCUGGUUCUUGCAAAUCACCAUGGGCACCACUGCCACGGAGACCCUGGCUGUGGCAGGAAACAUCUUUGUGGGGAUGGGUCUCCAAGGAGCAGCAGCUUAUCCUGUUCCAAACGAAGACCAGCCUCUUUCCCAUAAUAGGUGGCUUCUCUGUGAGGAGUGGGUCCUCAUCAUAGGCCAUCAGCUAAAGGAUAUCAGUAUGGAGGAGGUCUUUCUAUCUCAAGGCCCAAGGCUGAUACCUGUUUCAGACAUGACCCUUUCUGAAAUCCACGCGGUGAUGACUGGAGGGUUUGCCACCAUCGCAGGCUCUGUGCUGGGAGCCUUCAUAUCCUUUGGGAUUGAUGCACCAUCUUUGAUCUCUGCCUCCGUGAUGGCCGCCCCUAGCGCUCUGGCCUUGUCCAAGCUGGUGUAUCCAGAAGUGGAGGAGUCCAAGUUCAAGAGCAAGGAGGGGUUGAAACUGCAGCGUGGGAAGGAGAGGAACAUUCUGGAAGCUGCCAGCAGUGGAGCCACAGAUGCCAUAGGCCUGGUUGCUAACAUAGCAGCCAGCCUGAUUGCCUAUCUGGCCGUUUUGGCCUUCAUCAACGCUGUCCUCUCCUGGAUGGGGGAGUUGGUGGACAUACCUGGGCUCACUUUCCAGGUCAUCUGCUCCUACGUGCUGAGGCCCAUGGUUUUCAUGAUGGGUGUGGACUGGGCCGACUGUGCCAUCGUGGCUGAGAUUGUGGGAAUCAAGUUCUUCACCAAUGAGUUUGUGGCCUAUCAGCAGCUGUCACAGUACAAGAGCAAACGUCUCUCGGGAGUGGAAGAGUGGUCCGAGGGCGAGAAGCAGUGGAUUUCUGUGAAAGCUGAAAUCAUUGCAACAUUUUCACUCUGUGGAUUCGCCAAUCUCAGUUCCAUCGGAAUCACUCUGGGAGGCUUGACGUCCAUGGUACCCCAGCGGAAGAAUGACUUGUCCAGGGUUGUGGUCCGGGCCCUCUUUACAGGGGCCUGUGUGUCCCUCAUCAGUGCUUGUAUGGCAGGAAUCCUCUACGUGCCCAGGGGAGCCGAGGCGGACUGCGUCUCCUUCCUAAACGCGAGUUUCACCAAUAGAACCUACGAGAGCUACGUGUGCUGCCAAGAGCUCUUCCAGAGUACCUCUUUAAAUGGCACCAACUCACUUUCUUUUUCUGGUCCCUGGGAAAACAAGGAGUUCAGUGCCACGGCCCUUGUUAACUGCUGUGAAUUCUACACCAACGCCGUCUGUGCCUAAACUGGUCGGUCCAUUUCCGUAACACUUCUCAGCAGCUGUUUUGUGGUCGGGCAUUUAUAUAGUCAGGGUUACUAUUCUGUAAGGACCUCACUAGGAUUGGUAACAGUAAAAGAUUCAUUUUGGUUCACUGUAUCCAAAAAUGAAAAUUAGCAUCCAUCUUUCCAUUCCUCAUGGGCCCUCCCGAGCUUUUAUUUGAAAAAAAUAAAUGUUGCCAUGUCAAAAAAAAAUCUUGAAAACCUUGCUGGUAGUUGUCAUCUUAAAAAUUAUGUGUUGCAGUAUGCUAUAAAAGUGAUUUAGUACAUGUAGUGUCUGGGGACAGAGGUGGAGGGAGCUAUAUUUCUUGUUUUGUGGAUGAGCUGAGCUUAUAUUACUAAAGUCACAUAUGAAAGGUACAUGGAUAUUUAAUGAUAAAAUUUUUCUGAUUGUCACAUAUUUGUAAAUCUGCAAGCUCUUCGACAUCAAUACACAGUAAGCAAAAAGGUCUUCCUGCAUACAAACGUCUCUUGUUUAAGAGUCUUCCUUUGCUUUCGUAUUUUCCUUUAGUGUCAACCGUACUUGCUUCGAGUUUACAGAGAACCAUUAAAACCGUGGUUUUCAGGGGGGAGGGGAGUAAUUUUGCUUCCUAGGGGCAUCUGGCAGCCAGCCAUUCCAG
Messenger RNA from Fukomys damarensis (Damara mole-rat), 2943 nucleotides. It is a transcript of the gene Slc28a2, whose product is annotated as solute carrier family 28 member 2. Lineage: Eukaryota; Metazoa; Chordata; Mammalia; Rodentia; Bathyergidae. Gene Ontology annotation, cellular component: membrane. The transcript has 21 exons. The record is from RefSeq and is a predicted model, not a curated record. Bases 30 to 2291 code for a protein of 753 amino acids. Gene Ontology annotation, biological process: retina homeostasis; nucleoside transmembrane transport. Gene Ontology annotation, molecular function: purine nucleoside transmembrane transporter activity; nucleoside:sodium symporter activity.